CAAAUCUCUUGUUUGAUGUUAAAACUUUGAAUCAUCCUCUUCUUUGUUGGAAGUUACGUGACGAUGGCUGUUAGGGUUUUGAAUUUCGCAGGUUAUGUGUGUUUGUUCGCUUUGAUGAUACAAGUUUCAGGUUCAAAAGCUCUAAACUACAAGCCAGAUAUUAAUCGGCUCUAUCCUAAAGCCGUAUCUGAUUUGAAGGAAACUAUUCUUAAAUCAUCAGGGUUUCAAUCAGACGAUGUUAAAUUAUCUGGGUUUGAUUUGAAGGGUGCCUUAGUUGGUCGAUCAAUGGAGUUUGAUCUUGAAAUUGAUAACAAAAUUCUUCCAAUAAAACUGUUGGAGGAUGUAAAUAAUUGGGAAUACGUAGAUUUGCCUACUUUCGUAAUGGAUGAUCAGGUGAUAUCAUCUCAUGAAAAUGGAUUGGUUGAGAAGAAACGUGAUUCAGGAAAAGGGUUGCCUACUUUGGCUCCCUUCCAACUUGCAGGUCCAAUGGAGCUCUGGAUUCAGGACGCCAAAGACAUGAGGCUGUUCUUGCCUCAUGAUGUUGAUGCUGGCGAGCUGAAGAAGGUGAUGCUAGCGGAUGGUGCCGUUGUGACCGUGAAGGGUGCCAAAUCCGUCACUUUACGACACCCAAUUGAACUCCCGCUUCCUUUUAACAAAACAGAAAAUGGUGAUGCUUCUGGUCUUCUAACCUUAGGCAACCACCUCCGACAUGCCUGUCGUACCCAACGCCAACUCGUUUCUCUCCGUAUCGUAGGCCCGACGUCACUGAAUUCCCCUGCCACGCCAUCGCCCGCUUUCAACAAGCUAAAGCUGAAACGCCUUGCUCCUGGCUUAGUAGAAUUAUCCUCGGCUUCAAAGCAAAACUCGAAAACCGCACUUUCCACCAUUGAUCUUCAAGGGGACGUCCCUACCCUCCUCACUCCAGAUCGCUUAACCACAUUCUGGCCGGUUGCAUCGAUCAAUGGCUCGAACUCAAACUUGCGUGGUCUAGAGACACUGCUUUCCGCAGUUUUGGACUCAAUGGGAAGCAAUAAUGGUUCGUUUAAGGUAUUGAGAACGGAGAUAUCGGCUCAAACAUUUCUUAAGUUCGGUUUCGAGGUGGAGAAGAAGGUGACAGGCAAUGAAUCGUUGUGGGAGGGGUAUCCGGAGUGGAGAACAAAGCCGGAGAGCGUGGUGAUGCGUUACGAGGUGUUGGGAAAGGUGGAUGGGGAGAAGAUAUUGCCGGAGAAAGUGGUGGAAGUUGAUCGUGUUACGGUGGAGGAUACGGUGGCACCCAGUGUUAUCACCGGGAACGUAACGAUGUCAAAGAUGCCGAUCGUUAAUGUACCUUUUAGCCCAUUUGCAUUAUGAAGGUUGGUUAGUCAAGUGUACAGAUAUGGAUUAUUUUCCUUUUUAGAAGAUGGGAAAGGCCUAAAGAUUUUGGUUUGAAGGCUAUUGUAUAAAAUAGAUUGUUAGUCUUGUAUUAAUUUUU
Molecule: messenger RNA, 1471 nt
Organism: Cynara cardunculus var. scolymus (artichoke)
Lineage: Eukaryota; Viridiplantae; Streptophyta; Magnoliopsida; Asterales; Asteraceae
Exons: 3
Coding region: 64-1350 (428 amino acids)
Source: RefSeq, a predicted model, not a curated record